UUGUGAGACGGAGGAUGUACAAUGUAUUUGGUUUAAAUUUACAAAUCUCAUCUUAUUAACGAGUUGGUCAAAAAGAUUUUCCAAAUUAAAUUUAAUAUAAAAAUUUUAUUUAAUAUAAGAUAAGAUUAGUUCUUUCACAACUGAAUUUCAACAAAAUUUCCUGAAAAAAAAAAUAACAUACCAAAUUUAACAUACCAAAUUUAAAGCACAUCCUAAAUGCAAAGAAUGCAUUAAAUUAAAUCAUCAUUUACCCAUCCCCCCCUGCAGAGAGAACAAACAAAUUACUAAGUCUCAUGGAAUAUUUUAUUGUUAUUGACCAAUUGUCAACAUCAUUAUGGUGUCUCAUACUUAUGUUACUUGUCUAUAGCAUCAAACACAAACGUAGCACCCAAAAAUCUGAGGAACCAAAGCUCCCUCCUGGUCCAACACCUUGGCCUAUAGUAGGCAACCUCCCUGAAAUGCUUGCAAAUAGGCCAACAUUUAGAUGGAUACAAAAAAUGAUGAAUGAUCUCAACACAGAUAUUGCUUGCAUCCGUUUAGGUAACGUUCAUGUGAUUACAAUUAGUGAUCCUGAAAUUGCGCGUGAAUUAUGUAUAAAACAAGAUGCAAUUUUUGCAUCAAGACCAAGUAGUUGGUCAAAUGAGUAUGUUACUAAUGGUUAUCUAACCACAGCACUCACUCCCUUUGGAGAACAAUGGAAGAAAGUGAAGAAAGUAAUUAGCAAUGAGCUAGUUUCCCCUCUUAGACAUAAAUGGCUUCAUGAUAAGAGAGUGGAAGAAGCCGAUAACAUUGUACGUUAUGUUUAUAACAAAUGCACCAAAAUUGGUGGUGAUGGAAUUGUGAAUGUGAGUGUUGCUGCACAAUAUUAUUCAGGGAAUGUUAUUAGGAGGUUGCUUUUGAAUAAAAGGUACUUUGGAAAUGGUAGUGAAGAUUAUGGACCUGGCUUAGAGGAAAUAGAAUAUGUGGAAGCAAUUUUUACUGUUUUGCAAUACCUCUUUGCUUUUUCUGUUUCUGAUUUCAUGCCAUGUUUGAGGGGUCUUGACUUGGAUGGUCAUGAAAGGAUAAUUAAGAAGGCCUGUAAGAUCAUGAAGAAAUAUCAUGACCCUAUAAUUGAGGAUAGAAUUCAACAAUGGAAGAAUGGGAAGAAGAUAGAAAAAGAAGAUUUGCUUGAUGUUCUCAUCUCACUCAAAGAUGGUGAAAACAAUGCCAUUUUGACUGAGCACGAAAUCAAGUCUAAUAUUUUGGAAUUGAUACUUGCAGCCGUUGAUAAUCCAUCGAAUGUAGUUGAAUGGGGACUUGCUGAAUUGAUAAAUCAACCCGAGCUACUUAAAAAAGCAACUGAAGAAUUAGAUAGUGUAGUUGGAAAAGGAAGGCUUGUGCAAGAAUACGAUUUUCCCAAACUAAACUAUGUGAAGGCAUGUGCAAAAGAAGCUUUUCGUCGUCACCCAAUUUGUGAUUUCAACCUUCCCCACGUUGCAAUGAAAGACACAACUCUUGCUAAUUACUUUAUCCCAAAAGGUAGCCAUGUUUAUUUAAGGAGACAAGGACUAGGCACAAACCCUAGAAUUUGGGAAGAACCACUUAAGUUCAAUCCAGAACGACAUCUUAAGAUCGAUGGGUCUAAUUUGAAUUUGGCAGAUCCCAGUUUGGACUUGAUUACAUUUGGUACCGGAAGGCGUGGAUGUUCCGGGGUCAUGCUUGGAACUUCAAUGACCAUUAUGUUAUUUGCAAGGUUGAUCCAUGGUUUCACAUGGAGUUUGCCACCAAACCAGCCUAGUAUUGACCUCUCUGAAUCUCAUGCAGGAACCACAAAAGCUAAGCCACUUGUGGCAGUGGCAGAGCCAAGAUUAGAACCAAAGGUUUAUGGUUUAUAUUAAGUUAGUGCAUGUUUGGUAUCAUGACGGCAUCGUGAUAUUGACAAGUUCACCGCAAUACCAAACAAUCACACAAUGACCUCGCAAGGUCAUGUUUAAAAGAGUAAACUAAGGUUGCACAUUUGUCUAGGAUACAAUGUUUAGAAGUUAAGUAGUUCUCUUUCAAUAAUACAAUCUUGGAUAAUGUUAAAAAAAAAUGUUUACUGCUUAUAGAUAAUACAAUAAUAUUGGUUUA
This is a messenger RNA of Medicago truncatula (barrel medic), 2109 nucleotides long. RefSeq names its product isoleucine N-monooxygenase 2. Lineage: Eukaryota; Viridiplantae; Streptophyta; Magnoliopsida; Fabales; Fabaceae. The transcript is spliced from 2 exons. The record is from RefSeq and is a predicted model, not a curated record. Gene Ontology annotation, molecular function: oxidoreductase activity, acting on paired donors, with incorporation or reduction of molecular oxygen; iron ion binding; heme binding. Bases 294 to 1877 code for a protein of 527 amino acids.